AUGCUAUCCGCCGUUGAUAAUCUUGAUGAUCUUCUCAAGAAAACCGGAAAAUUUAUCUCUGACUUUUUGGCGACAGCUAAUAAAGAGACCGCCGAAUGGAACAAUAAGGAGCAGAUAGCAUCCUGGAAUUAUGAAACCAAUAUUACGGAUACUAACUUGGCAUUCAAACUUAAAGUCUCAAAUCAGGCUUCAGAUUUUAGAAAAAGAUUGUGGGCAAAAGUUAAGAUAUUUCCAUGGAAGGAGUUGAGAGAUGAAGAUGCCAAGAGACAGUUUUUCUUUUUCAGUAACAUUUGGGAAAAUUCCUUGCCUUCAAAGAAAUUUAAGGAAUAUGACUAUAUCAUAAACUUGAUGAAGACAAUUUAUUCUACCGCAAAGAUUUGCGAUCAAGAGAAUUCAAAGAACUGUGGUUUAUCACUGCAGCCAGAACUAUUGGAUCUUAUGGCCAAGAGUCGCGACCCUGAACAACUCCUGUAUAUUUGGGAAAAAUGGCGAGAGGUUACUGGGAAAAAAAUCAGGCGUUUUUAUCCUAGAUAUGUUGAGUUGAGUAAUAUGGCUUCAAAGUUGAAUCACUUCACUGAUAAAUCUGAUAUGUGGCUUCAACAAUACGAAACAGAAAAUUUCCAAGAAGAUAUUGAGACUCUUUUGAAAGAUUUGAGGCCUUUUUAUUUGCAAAUCCAUGCUUAUGUAAGAAGUCAGUUGAGGAUGAAAUAUGGAGAUGAUGUUGUCUCGAAAGAUGGACCAAUUCCAGCUCAUUUGCUUGGUAACAUGUGGGCUGAAACUUGGGAAAAUAUUGCUGACUUCACUCUUCCGUUCCCUGGAAAAAAUUUGGCAGAUCCUACCCCAGAUAUGGUUGCACAAGGAUAUACUGGACUGAAAAUACUUAAAUUAGUAGAGUCCUCUUUCCUCUCGAUGAACAUGAGUGAAAUGCCUGAACUCUUCUGGAAGAAUUCUCUUAUAGAAAAACCAACUGAUCGAGAAGUAGUUUGUCAUUCUAGUGCUUGGGAUUUCAGUGAUGGAAAAGAUUAUAGAUUGAAAGUGUGCGCCGAAAUAAAUGCAGCUUUUCUUGAGACGGCACAUCAUGAAAUGAGCCAUGUUCAGUACUUUUUGCAAUUCAAAGAUCUACCUGUGGUCUAUAGAAAUGUUGCAAAUCCAGGAUUUGGAGAAGGAGUUGCAGAUGUUUUGGGUUUGAGUGUUUCGACACCUGAUCAUCUACAAAAAAUAAAGCUUCUGGAAAACUCUACUUCAGAUGAAAAAGCUUUCUUAAACCAUUUGUAUCGGAAGAGUCUGGAGAAAGUAGUCAUACUUCCUUACGCUUACAUCAUGGAUUUGUGGCGUUAUGAUAUUUUUAGAGGAAAAACUUCUAAGCAUCAGUACAACUGCGAAUGGUGGAAAUUGGUCGAAAAAUACCAAGGAAUAGAACCCCCGGUUGAUAGGAGCGAAGAAGAUUUUGACCAAGGAUCCAAAUAUCAUAUUGCUGCAGAUGGAGAAUAUUUAAAGUACUUCGUCGGCUAUGUCAUUCAUUUUCAGUUUCAUAGAUCAUUGUGUAUAGUAGCUGGAGAAUAUGAUCCCGAAAAUCCAGAAAAGAAACCUCUUUAUAAAUGUGACAUAACUGGUAGUAAGAAGGCUGGAAAUCUUUUCAAAUCCAUGAUGGAAAUUGGUGCCUCUAAACCGUGGCAAGAUGCAAUGGAGGUAUUAACAGGUCAACGGAAAAUGAGCAUAUCUGGAAUCUUGGAUUAUUUCAAACCGCUUCAGGAUUGGCUCACUGCUGAGAAUAAAAAAAACGAUGAAUACAUUGGAUGGGAAAAAAGCAGCAAACCAGCUGGAGAAUAUGAUCCCGAAAAUCCAGAAAGUAAACCUCUUUAUAAAUGUGACAUAACUGGUAGUAAGGAGGCUGGAAAUCUUCUUAAAUCAAUGAUGAAAAUGGGCGCCUCUAAACCAUGGCCAGAUGCAAUGGAGGUAUUGACAGGUCAACGGAAAAUGAGCAUAUCUGGCAUCUUGGAUUAUUUCAAACCGCUUCAGGAUUGGCUGACCGCUGAGAAUGAAAAAAAAACAAUGAAUAUAUUGGAUGGAAAAAAAGCUGCAAACGCUGCUUACAAGCUCGAGGAAAACAUUGAUGCUGAUAUGUUCAUUAAUUAG
Molecule: messenger RNA, 2136 nt
Organism: Belonocnema kinseyi
Lineage: Eukaryota; Metazoa; Arthropoda; Insecta; Hymenoptera; Cynipidae
Product: angiotensin-converting enzyme-like
Exons: 10
Coding region: 1-2136 (711 amino acids)
Biological process (GO): proteolysis
Cellular component (GO): plasma membrane
Molecular function (GO): metallopeptidase activity; peptidyl-dipeptidase activity
Source: RefSeq, a predicted model, not a curated record